AUGAAUUCUGUGCCGAAAAGAGGAAGACCGCGUGGAUCGAAGAAAAAGCUUGAAGAUAAUUUGAAGAAAUUGAGAGAUGAGAGAAGUAAAGAUGAAGGAUUUUCAAUAAUGAGUGGAUGGCUUCCUGAUUGUAAAUGUUUGAAAAAUUGCGAAAAUUUGAAAAAGAUCACGGAUAUCAGAAUGGAACUCAAUAACACCGAAGAAACCCUGGAAAUGCUUAUAAAUUGUUGGUCAACGUUAAUUGAAGAUAAAAAUAAGGAAUUAUUAAAACGAGAAUUGGGAAAAUGCGGAGAUCCAGAAUCAUUUUUCCAAAAAUCCUUCGAAAAAAUCUUGGAAACCAAGAAGAAAUUAGAUGCUUUUAAUGUGCAUUCGAUUCCAUCAAGAAUCAAAAAUUCCACGAAAAAAUCCGAAUUGUUUUUCGAGAUAAUGCUGAACACUCCGGCGAUUUUUAGAUUUUCCGAAUUUUUGGAAACUGCGAAACCAGAGUGGGUUGAAGAUAUGGUGGAGACAAGGAAAUUGUUGGAUGAUGAAACUAUUUUUCGAUCAGUUCGCACUGGAAAGGAUACGAUUUAUAUUAAAGAAACGGUGAGGGUAUAAUCGAAAUAUCAAAUUUAUUUAUUUUUUAGUUUUCCACGUUAUAACUUUUUUGAAGUUACAAAACGUGACACAUUUUUAAGCAAUUCGGGAAAAAUUAAAACACAAAUGUAUAAUCUGUAAAAAAUCCUUUAUAUAAAAUUUUUGUAGUAAUAAAUGUUAUGAAAUGCUCUACAUUUCCCUAUCAAAAAAACAUAUGAAAGAUUUCGCAACAUUCUUCCGAACUUAUUGUUUUUGCAGCGUUUCCCAAUUCUCCGAACUUUCCUUCAACAUCGCUACAAUUUUGAUGUCAACGAAUACAUCAAAUCAAUCUGUCUCGACUUAACCAAACUUCCUCAACUCCUUCUAAAAUUUGCUAGCGAAGCUUUGUUAUUCUCCAGAUUUCCGGAUGCAAAAGAUUGUUUGGUGAAUUAUUGGAUUUUUGCAAUUCUAACUUACCCGGAAGACGAGUUAAAUAUGAGUCAAUUUCCGAAAAUAUUCACAGAUUCGAUAACUUUGGCUAUCAAUGAAUUGGAACAUGAAGAAUUAAUUGAAUUCAAAGAAGACUCUUUUGAUGUUAUUCAUAUUUUGAAAAAACGAAUGAAAAUUCUAGAUAAAUAUGGAUUUCUAAUUAAUGUUGUAUAA
Caenorhabditis angaria is the source of this 1218-nucleotide messenger RNA. NCBI's taxonomy places the organism in Eukaryota, Metazoa, Nematoda, Chromadorea, Rhabditida, Rhabditidae. The record is from the annotation of a GenBank genome assembly.